Caenorhabditis angaria is the source of this 926-nucleotide messenger RNA. The record is from the annotation of a GenBank genome assembly. NCBI's taxonomy places the organism in Eukaryota, Metazoa, Nematoda, Chromadorea, Rhabditida, Rhabditidae.
AUGUCGAAGUACGUGAUUCCGGUUUGUGCUACAAUUUCGUUGGCUGCAGUAUGCUGCGCAUUGGUUGCUAUGCAUUCAAUUGUCGUCGAUAUUGACAAUAUGAGAGAUGAAAUUGUCACUGGAGUUCAUGAAAUGAAGGUUUGUUGAAUUUUUUUAUUAUUUAUUAUUUUGAAAUUAAAAAUUUGGAUUUUCAGAUGAUGUCUGAUGACGCGUGGAACCGUAUGAUUCGUAUGCAAACCAAGAGUGUUGACGCUGAAACUCAAGUUGCAUUUGCCAGCAUUUUCUCCAGAACCAAACGCGCCGCUGGAAAUUAUCCAGGACAUUGCAACUGUGACGCCAAUUCUCUCGGCUGUCCACCUGGACCACCAGGACCACCAGGAACUCCAGGAGGUCGUGGUGAACAAGGGCCAAGCGGAGACAAGGGACGAGACGGAGCUUCUGGUUUGGCACUUGCCGCAACUCAUCACAUCCCAGGAGGUUGUAUCGAAUGUCCACGUGGUGCUCCAGGAGAGCCAGGUCCAGACGGACCGGUUGGACAACCAGGAUUCUCCGGAGCUACCGGAGCCACUGGACCAUGUGGAGAGGAUGGUGCACCAGGAGAGCCGGGAAUUCAAGGAGAGCAAGGAGGUCCAGGAGAGCCAGGAAAUGAGGGAUCAACUGGGCCGACUGGACAAGAUGGAACUAUUGGAGGACCGGGAUUGGCUGGACAACCAGGAACACCUGGAUGGCCAGGACCACAAGGAGAACCUGGAAAGAACGGGGAUGCUGGAACUGACGGUGAACAAGGGCCGGAUGGACCACAAGGACCACCUGGACAACCGGGAAGAGAUGCUGAUGAUGGAAGAGAUGGUUUGCCAGGAAAAGAUGGAUCUGUUGGGCCUGACGCUAAUUAUUGUCCAUGUCCAGCUAGAGCUAAAAAGCACUAG